GGUUCAGAAUUCACAUUUCUUUUUUCUCGAUCUUGUUAAAACAACAGACAAUUUUUUAUUUGUUCUUGCAAAAACAUUCUUGUUCUUGCAAAAACAUUCCUGUUCUUCAAGAUUCAUAAAUUUAACACAUAAAAUCAAUCUACUUCCCUGCAAGAAAUCUCUUCUAGAUUACAUUAAUUUGUUAGAAUUGAGAGAUUACAUUAUUGGUCAGUUGUGCAACAAAAGCCAGAGGUUUGAUUUUUUUUCGCCAAAUUUAGUUGGAACUAGACUGCUAGAGCAUAAGGGACUGGUAAAUAGGAAACAUCAAUGGAGGGAGAGAUCAAAGAAAAGCUCCUGAAUAAUCAUCAAAAUCAAGAUCAAGAAACUGAGGAAGUGCAAUUCAAAGAUAAACUAUGGACAGAAACAAAAAAGAUGUGGAUCGUUGCAGGUCCUGCAAUUUUCACUAGAUUUUCCACUUUCGGAAUUAAUGUUAUCAGUCAAGCGUUUAUCGGCCACAUUGGCUCUACCGAAUUGGCCGCUUAUUCCCUCGUCUUCACCGUCCUCCUCCGUUUUGGUAACGGAAUUUUGCUUGGCAUGGCGAGCGCAUUGGAGACUCUAUGUGGUCAAUCGUUUGGCGCUAAGCAAUACCACAUGCUCGGAGUAUAUCUCCAAAGAUCCUGGAUUGUUUUAACAAUCUGCACGCUUUUUCUUCUCCCUUUAUUCAUUUUUACCGCUCCGAUUUUACGAGCUUUAGGCCAAGAUUCAGACAUUGCCGAAGUUUCCGGAAAAAUUUCUCUGUGGCUAAUUCCUGUUGUGUUCUCCUUCAUUUUAUCAUUCACUUGUCAGAUGUUUUUACAAGCACAGAGCAAGAACAUGAUUAUUGCUUACUUGGCAGCGUUUUCGCUUACUAUACACGUCACUCUUUCGUGGCUACUUACUGUUAAAUACCAAUUUGGAAUCCCAGGAGCUAUGACGUCGACGAUUUUGGCUUAUUGGAUUCCAAAUUUGGGUCAGCUUAUGUUUGUUACUUGCGGCGGCUGUCGGGAUACAUGGAAGGGUUUUUCGUUCUUGGCGUUCAAGGACCUGCUUCCUAUUAUUAAGCUUUCUCUGUCAUCUGGUGCGAUGCUUUGUCUUGAGCUAUGGUACAACACCGUUCUGGUUCUUUUAACAGGAAAAAUGGCUGAAGCUGAGGUCGCUAUUGAUGCUCUUGCUAUUUGCCUAAGCAUCAAUGGAUGGGAAAUGAUGAUCUCACUCGGGUUUUAUGCUGCUGCAAGCGUUCGGGUGGCGAAUGAGCUCGGCCGAGGAAGUUCAAAAGCUGCAAAAUUUUCAAUUAUGACAACUGUCCUUACAUCAUUCACUAUCGGCUUUUCUCUGUUCGUGGUGUUUCUGUUUCUUAAAGGACAACUUGCUUAUGUUUUUACUGAAAAUGGUAAGGUGGUUGAUGCAGUAGCAGAUCUUUCACCUCUCUUGGCUUUUUCUAUACUUUUGAACAGCAUACAGCCAGUGCUCUCAGGAGUUGCUGUUGGAGCAGGAUGGCAAAGCGUUGUAGCAUAUGUUAACAUAGCUUGCUACUACCUAAUUGGAAUUCCUGUAGGAGUUGUGCUUGGUUAUGUGUUUGGUAUGCAAGUCAAAGGGGUUUGGAUUGGUAUGUUAUUUGGAACAUUUACACAAACCAUUGCUCUAAUUAUAAUUACUUACAAAACUGACUGGGACAAACAGGUAAAUGUAGCUCGUAAUCGGAUUAACAAGUGGUAUGUUAGAGAGUCUGAAAAGAAUACACAAGUUGCUUAAUUCUCUGCAUUUUGAUUAAUUAAUUCACUGUAUUUUGAUUAAUUAAUUCACCGUUUUUGAUGUUGUUUGUGAAAAAUAAUUGCAAGCUCGAAUCUUUAAA
Messenger RNA from Mercurialis annua (annual mercury), 1870 nucleotides. Its product is annotated as protein DETOXIFICATION 21-like. The transcript is spliced from 10 exons. The record is from RefSeq and is a predicted model, not a curated record. Bases 307 to 1770 code for a protein of 487 amino acids. Gene Ontology annotation, molecular function: antiporter activity; xenobiotic transmembrane transporter activity. Gene Ontology annotation, biological process: xenobiotic detoxification by transmembrane export across the plasma membrane. Gene Ontology annotation, cellular component: membrane. NCBI's taxonomy places the organism in Eukaryota, Viridiplantae, Streptophyta, Magnoliopsida, Malpighiales, Euphorbiaceae.